GAGGGACGCCGGGCGCAGGCGCAGAGAGCGCAAGCCCCGCGCUACGCGUCGCUGGUCCCCGGCGGCAAGUCGCGCGCCCCCCCCGCCCCCCCGCGCCCGCCUGUCUCCAGCCCCGCCGCGCAUGCACAUGGAGGGGGGCGCGAGCGCCCCGGACAAGCCCCGCGCCCGCUCAGGCGCUGCCGUGCUAUGCCGGGGUCCAGUAGAGCCGCUGGUCUUCCUGGCCAACUUUGCCUUGGUCCUGCAGGGCCCGCUCACCACGCAGUAUCUGUGGCACCGCUUCAGCGCCGACCUCGGCUACAAUGGCACCCGCCACACUGGGGGCUGCAGCAACCGCAGCUCGGACCCCACCAUGCAGGAAGUGGAGACUCUUACCUCCCACUGGACCCUCUACAUGAACGUGGGCGGCUUCCUGGUGGGGCUCUUCUCGUCCACCCUGCUGGGAGCCUGGAGCGACUGUGUGGGCCGCCGCCCACUGCUGGUGCUGUCCUCGCUGGGCCUACUGCUCCAGGCCCUAGUGUCCGUCUUUGUGGUGCAGCUGCAGCUCCAUGUCGGCUACUUCGUACUGGGUCGCAUCCUUUGUGCCCUCCUCGGCGACUUCAGUGGCCUCCUGGCUGCGAGCUUUGCGUCCGUGGCAGAUGUCAGCUCCAGCCACAGUCGCACCUUCCGCAUGGCCCUGCUGGAAGCCGGCAUCGGGGUGGCUGGGAUGCUGGCAAGCCUCCUCGGGGGCCACUGGCUCCGGGCCCAGGGUUAUGCCAAUCCCUUCUGGCUGGCUCUGGCCUUGCUGAUAGCCAUGACUCUUUAUGCAGCUUUCUGCUUUGGUGAGACCUUAAAAGAGCCAAAGUCCACCAGGCUCUUCACUUUCCGUCACCACCGAUCCAUUGUCCAGCUCUAUGUGACUCCGGCCCCAGAGAAGUCCAGGAAGCAUUUAGCCCUGUACUCACUGGCCAUCUUCGUGGUGAUCACUGUGCACUUUGGGGCCCAGGACAUCUUGACCCUGUAUGAACUGAGCACACCCCUCUGCUGGGACUCCAAACUAAUUGGCUACGGUUCUGCAGCUCAGCAUCUCCCCUACCUCACCAGCCUGCUGGGCCUGAAGCUUCUGCAGCACUGCCUGGCGGAUGCCUGGGUGGCCGAGAUUGGCCUGGCUUUCAACAUCCUGGGGAUGGUGGUCUUUGCCUUUGCCACCAUCACGCCUCUCAUGUUCACAGGAUAUGGGUUGCUCUUCCUGUCGUUAGUCACCACACCCGUCAUCCGGGCCAAACUCUCCAAGCUGGUGAGAGAGACAGAGCAAGGUGCUCUCUUUUCUGCUGUGGCCUGUGUGAACGGCCUGGCCAUGCUGACGGCCUCCGGCAUCUUCAACUCACUCUACCCAGUCACUCUGAACUUCAUGAAGGGGUUCCCCUUCCUCCUGGGAGCCGGCCUCCUGCUCAUCCCAGCCGUUCUGAUCGGGACGCUGGAAAAGGCUGGUCCUCACCCUGAGUUCCAGCAGUUUCCCCAGAGCCCCUGAUCUGCCUGGACCAGAAGACAGAGGGCAAGAGGAGCAAAGCGAACACCAGCCAACUGGAGGUCUCCAGCUGGGAACCCCGCCCACAGCAGCGCCACAGCUCCUUUCAAAGGGCAGCACUCACUGUGGACGACGUGGUCAGGAAAGACCAAGGUGCCACCCCAUCCACAGCUGAGCCAGCCUCUGACUAGGAUCUAGAAUCAUAAUCCAGACAGGCCCACUGCAGGGCAGGUGGCAGGGGAGCUAUUUGGGACAGGAGUCAGUUCUCCCUUUCUGCCAUCCAUCACUUACAACUCCUCAGGGCAGAGGAGAGGUCCUGAUGGAGGUGACACCUCAGGGACCAGAGGCAGCACGAGGGCUGGCAUCUCUCCUUCCAGCCUAAACUGCACAGCCCCAACCAGGUUCCCAACGUGUGCAGCAGCCACCAGUCACUCCUUAAUGAUGACUGUGGUACCUGGUUAGUGCCAGCCUUGGGAAGGAGGGAGGGAGACGAGAGGAGCUUGGUGAUCUUCAGAGGAAAAGUGCUGCUUUCCCUGUGGUUGGGGCAUCGAUCCUUGGCUAUGGCCUACCCACUCCCUGGGCUCAAGAGUGCCAAUCAUUGUAAAUCAAUUUCAUCAAACUGAAAC
Messenger RNA from Sapajus apella (tufted capuchin), 2130 nucleotides. It is a transcript of the gene SLC46A1, whose product is annotated as solute carrier family 46 member 1. The transcript has 5 exons. Bases 122 to 1507 code for a protein of 461 amino acids. The record is from RefSeq and is a predicted model, not a curated record. Gene Ontology annotation, cellular component: plasma membrane. Gene Ontology annotation, biological process: transmembrane transport. Gene Ontology annotation, molecular function: transmembrane transporter activity. NCBI's taxonomy places the organism in Eukaryota, Metazoa, Chordata, Mammalia, Primates, Cebidae.